GCUCAUGGUCGCGAAUCAGUCUUGAUUCGAUUGUUGACUGGGGUGGAGAUCAUCCAAUAGGAGGACUGUGAAAUCAUUUCCGCUUUCGAAUAGCAACAUCAUGGAUUAAAAGUACGGAUUUCGAGGAACAACAUACUUAAUUGUCAGCUGUGACAUUGAACCUGCCAAUUAUUUCAUCUAGAUCCGGUAGUGGUGAUGGACUAAUUGCUCAAGAUCAAACAGUGAGGACAGUGCUUGAUUCUUUCGUUCCAAUUUAUGUCGCGAAUUGGAACGCUCGUAGUGUGGAAGCCUAUGUUUGGAUUAAAAUCCCUGAUAAGAACGGUGACGGGAAGAAAGAUCUGAAAAGUGAAGAAAGAGACAGGAGACGAACAUCGGAAGCAACAUGGAAGUUAGCAAUAGCACCGGAUUUCUGCUGCAGACCAUGCUGUAUAUGGCCAACCAUCAAUGGAACAAUAGCCUGUACAAUGCCAUUCACAACAUCAGGGAACCGACUAGCAACAACAUUACACUAACUUCUGAGGACACUCGCUGCUACGGCGUCUACGGAUGUUUCCCACUGACCUACCCGUGGGUGGACGAAAAGCGCCCUCUAGCAUACCACCCGCGUUCUCCUGCCCAGAUCGACGUUCGGUUUCCGGUAUUCAACAUCCCCGUGCGGGAGCAUCCCAAAUUCAUCGACAUCAACGACCCGGAUGGUGUCCGGCAGCUGGGGAUCAACCCCAAUGGGUGGUUGUACUUCAUCACCCACGGGUAUAUCGAGUCCGGUGAUCGUCCUUGGGUAAAAGGAUUUGUUGACACGUUUUUGGCCAACGAUCCAACAGCUACGGUGAUCGUCAUCGAUUGGAGGAAGGGAUCAGUUCCACCUUACACCCAAUGCGUGGCCGACAUACGUCUGGUCGGUGCCAUUACGGCUCACGUAAUUCACCUGCUGUACAUGGAGUUGGGAAUGCGUAAUGUUGACAAGGUUCAUCUGUUGGGUCACUCGCUGGGGUCACACGUUUGUGGUUAUGUGGGGUACUUUAUGCAGCGCGAUUUCGGUAUGCAGCUGGGUAGAAUCACCGGAAUGGAUCCGGCCGAACCAAUGUUCUCCGAUACGGAUCCGAUAGUUCGGCUGGAUCCAUCGGAUGCGAAGUUCGUGGACAUCAUUCAUACCGAUGCGACGCCUUGGGUAGAACGCUGGCCACGACCGGGAGGCCUUGGGAUGUAUCAAGCGAUUGGGCACGUAGAUUUCUACCCCAACGGGGGAAGCAAUCAGGCCGGGUGUGAUGACGAUAUGCAGAAGUUCAUAGACAAACAGAACAGUUCGUUCUUUUGGGGAUUCCAGGAGUUUUUUGGCUGUAACCAUCUGCGCUGCCAUCAGCUGUACACCGAUUCUAUUGCUCAGAGAUGUCCCUGGGUGGCGAUAGGUUGCGAAUCCUAUGAAGAUUUUCUGGCAGGGAAAUGCUUCGAUUGCGACGUUGAUGGCCAUUACUGUAUAGACUUCGGACCGAAUGCUCGCAACAGCUACCGAAGGUUGAUCGAAAACGGUGUGAUGGUUCAUCCGAGGCCAAUUCGAGCCUACAUGAUUACCGGAGAUGAUUCUCCCUUUUGUCGAACUCACUUCAAGGUAACUCUAGUCCUGUCGGAUAGCGACGAAAGUUUGGUGCACGGUGGCGAGGUGGGUAAAAUGGCGAUCGAAAUGUUUGGGUGGCAGCGAGAGCGUUCCGGACAGAUGGAACUCACCAAGGAACCGAUAUACUUCGAACCCGGACAAAAUUAUUCGGCCGUUAUGGCGGGUAAAGAUGUAGGCCUCCCAAAACGAGCUUUCCUGUCCUGGGAGUACAAAACGAACCCGUUGAAUCCACUCACGUGGCGGCUUUUGGCAGCACCACGGGUCUAUGUGGCCUACAUGGUGGUGCAAACGUUGGAGCAUCGAUCGCGCCAGAAGUUGUGUCCCUCGGCGGGGCUGCCGGUGCAGGCUGAUCGGGAUAACGAGUUUAGGCCCGAGUACUGUUCCGAUUGGAACCCGAGACAGUACGAGAACAGAGGGUACACGGUGAAGAAGAAUAUCACGGAAUAUGGUGUGGUGUAUCUUUGAAAUAUAGGAUUUAGUUAAAGUGUUGAAA
Uranotaenia lowii is the source of this 2105-nucleotide messenger RNA. RefSeq names its product pancreatic triacylglycerol lipase-like. Gene Ontology annotation, biological process: lipid metabolic process. Gene Ontology annotation, molecular function: lipase activity. NCBI's taxonomy places the organism in Eukaryota, Metazoa, Arthropoda, Insecta, Diptera, Culicidae. The transcript has 4 exons. The record is from RefSeq and is a predicted model, not a curated record. Bases 383 to 2077 code for a protein of 564 amino acids.